This is a messenger RNA of Ylistrum balloti, 2702 nucleotides long. Its product is annotated as 3-ketoacyl-CoA thiolase, mitochondrial-like. Gene Ontology annotation, molecular function: acetyl-CoA C-acetyltransferase activity. Gene Ontology annotation, biological process: fatty acid beta-oxidation. NCBI's taxonomy places the organism in Eukaryota, Metazoa, Mollusca, Bivalvia, Pectinida, Pectinidae. The record is from RefSeq and is a predicted model, not a curated record. The transcript is spliced from 6 exons. The annotation marks the transcript as partial.
CUCAAGAUGCUGGCGUAUUUAAUGCAGAAAUUGCCCCACUGACACUCAAAAGCAAGAAAGGAUCAGAAACCUUCAGUGUGGAUGAACAUCCACGUCCUCAAACAAACCCUGCAGGACUGGCCAAACUGCCCCCAGUAUUUAAAAAGGACGGCGUGGUAACGGCAGGAAAUGCUUCGGGUGUUUGUGAUGGUGCAGCUGCUGUGAUCGUAGCCAGUGAGGAAGCAGUGAGAAAAUACAACCUUACCCCACUCGCCAGACUUGUUGCUUAUGGAAUUUCAGGUUGUGACCCCAAGAUCAUGGGAAUAGGCCCUGCACCAGCAUCCCGUGCAGCUCUUAAGGCUGCGGGCAAAAAUGUUGAGGACAUGGAAAUUGUGGAGGUGAAUGAAGCAUUUGCACCCCAGUACCUCUCCGUACAGAAGGAACUAGGUCUGAACCCUGAGCUGUCAAACAUGAACGGUGGAGCUAUUGCCUUGGGCCACCCCCUUGCAGCAUCAGGAACCAGGAUCACAGGCCAUAUUGCUCAUGAACUUCACCGCCAAGGUAAAAAAAUGGGACUGGGAUCUGCUUGUAUAGGAGGUGGCCAGGGUAUUACUGUUAUCCUGGAGAAAGCGUAAGGUGGUAAUGGUGGCUAGGAGAUCUCUGUCACAGAGGAUCAACAUCCUGGAGAAGGUGUAAGGUGGUGAUGUUAAUCUCUGUCACAGAGGAUCAACAUCCUGGAGAAGGUGUAAGGUGGUGAUGUUAAUCUCUGUCACAGAGGAUCAACAUCCUUAAGAAGGUGUAAGGUGGUGAUGUUAAUCUCUGUCACAGAGGAUCAACAUCCUUAAGAAGGUGUAAGGUAGUGAUGUUAAUCUCUGUCACAGAGGAUCAACAUCCUGGAGGAGGUGUAAGGUGGUGAUGUUAAUCUCUGUCACAGAGGAUCAACAUCCUGGAGAAGGUGUAAGGUGGUGAUGUUAAUCUCUGUCACAGAGGAUCAACAUCCUUAAGAAGGUGUAAGGUAGUGAUGUUAAUCUCUGUCACAGAGGAUCAACAUCCUGGAGAAGGUAUAAGGUGGUGAUGUUAAUCUCUGUCGCAGAGGAUCAACAUCCUGGAGAAGGUGUAAGGUGGUGAUGUUAAUCUCUGUCACAGAGGAUCAACAUCCUUAAGAAGGUGUAAGGUGGUGAUGUUAAUCUCUGUCACAGAGGAUCAACAUCCUUAAGAAGGUGUAAGGUGGUGAUGUUGAUCUCUGUCACAGAGGAUCAACAUCCUGGAGAAGGUGUAAGGUGGUAAUGUUGAUCUCUGUCACAGAGGAUCAACAUCCUGGAGAAGGUGUAAGGUGAUGAUGUUAAUCUCUGUCACAGAGGAUCAACAUCCUUAAGAAGGUGUAAGGUGGUGAUGUUAAUCUCUGUCACAGAGGAUCAACAUCCUGGAGAAGGUGUAAGGUGGUGAUGUUGAUCUCUGUCACAGAGGAUCAGCACUGAUAUCAAAAGGAUUUAAGGAUGCUGCUGGAGGACGCCAUUCUAUUCUAUAUAAUCUUGCUAGUAUUGUGUUUAAUUGUUGGAGGAGAAAAUAUACAGCAAGACCAUUUGGAAACUCACAAUUAUAGUUAUAUAUGUAUAAAUGGGAACUUUUCUUUACAAUAUUUGCUGUUGAAGAGUAUAUGAAGUGUAUUUACAAAAGCAAGUGCUGUUUAUGAUUUUUGGGCCAUUGGCCACCCAACUUUGUACUGGCUUGAAGGGGCCAUAGGCUGCUUGACUUUUUGCUGGCUUGAAGGGGCCGUAGACUGCCUGACUUCUUGCUGGCUUGAAGGGGCCGUAGACUGCCUGACUUCUUGCUGGCUUGAAGGGGCUGUAGACUGCCUGACUUUUUGCUGGCUUGGAGGGGCGGUAGACUGCCUGACUUUUUGCUGGCUUGAAGGAGCCGUAGACUACCUGACUUUUUGCUGGCUUGAAGGGGCUGUAGACUGCCUGACUUUUUGCUGGCUUGAAGGAGCCGUAGACUGCCUGACUUUUUGCUGGCUUGGAGGGGCGGUAGACUGCCUGAAUUUUUCAUGUUUGAAGGGGCCAUAGACUGGCUGACUUUUUGCUGGCUUGAAGGGGCCAUAGACUGGCUGACUUUUUGCUGGCUUGAAGGGGCCAUAGACUGCCUGACUUUUUGCUGGCUUGAAGGGGCCAUAGACUGCCUGACUUUUUGCUGGCUUGGAGGGGCCGUAGACUGCCUGACUUUUUGCUGGCUUGAAGGGGCCAUAGACUGCCUGACUUUUUGCUGGCUUGGAGGGGCCGUAGACUGCCUGACUUUUUGCUGGCUUGAAGAGGCCGUAGAACAAAGUGUUGGCUAGAGUGUGAGUGCUGAUUAAUUACUGACUCCAAUUUACAAGAGAGUGCUAAUAUUGAUGUGUUGUUGAUUGCUGUGUCACACCAGGUCAAAUUUUCUUAAUGGUUGUGUAUAAAAUCAUUACUUAAUGAAAAAUAAACAUCCAUUUGAUAAAUCUGAUGACUCACAAGAAUAAGCCUUUAAUAAUGUUUAAUUAUUUGAUUUGUUUAUUUGUACAUUUAUCAACACUAUUUGUAAAAAGAAAAGUAACAGGUACAUGACUUCAAACACUUGUCACAAAUCUUUACUGUACAGACAACACUAGUACUGGUUGUGGAAGGUAAUGCAUUGUAUGUUUUUACACUGUAGCUAGAUAUAAAGGUAGCUUUUGUGUAACUGGUUGAAAUGGUUCA